UGUCGCUUGCAGGUACCCGUAGAUCACAUAUAUAUAAAAAAGUGUUUAAAUGGCCUAGAAGUCGCGUAUAAAUAGUUCAAUUAUUUCCUUGGUGAAUUUCCUUUUUUAGGAGAUAAUUUUCCACAUAAAAAGAGCGUUUGGUUGUUGCUUUGGCGCUUGGUUUUGUAACGGUCGGUUCUGUGCAUAGUUUGAACAACAAAAGGUUGCCGAAUUUUUCUUAUAAAACUGUAUAUUUGUUUUUUAAGAGCAAUUCCAAGUGAUGUCGAACGUUCCAAAGGCUGAUCUACCUACAGAAGGGGAUACUUUUGUGCCGCAAAGAUCUAAUACUUCGAAUUCUAGCAUUUUCUCAAACGAAAAUGAAAAAGUCAAAGUAAUUCAUGAAACGAAUGAUGGAAAACAUGAGCAGACAGAUGGGUUUUCUUCAGACGCCGACAGCGACGAGGCGCUGAUAAGAAGUAUGGGCUAUAAGCCAGUGCUUCACCGGACUUUUAAGUUUUUUGAAAGCUUUGCCGCUAGUUUUGCUGCCAUGGAUGUCGUUAGUGGAGUUCGUCUAACAUUCAGUUAUGGUGUCACGUUUGGUGGACCAGCUGCAUACUGGGUGAGUAUGCUAAUCACCGGCGUGUGCUCUACAAUUACCGCUGCUUCGUUAGCAGAGUUUUGCUCUGCUCUGCCUACAUCUGGUUCAGUUUACCUUUGGGCCGCUGAAGCAGGAGGACCAAAGCUUGGGCGGUUUUUCAGCUUCCUCGUUGCUUGGUGGUCGACGACUGCAUGGACAACAUUUGUUGCUUCAACGGCUCAGUCUUGUGUGAACUUUAUAUUUGGCGAAGUUAGUACUUUCGGAAACAAUUGGUCGACCGAUGAUUCGAACGUGAAAUUUCGUGCAGUGCAAUGGAUAGUUGCUGAGGUUGUUUUGGUAUUCGUCAUUCUUCUCAACCAGGUUCCGCCACGGUACUAUAAGUGGAUUUUCAAACUUUCUAUGAUUCUCAUUUUUGUCGAUUAUAUUCUGAAUCUAGUCUGGCUUCCCAUCGCUACCUCCAAAAAAAGCCAUGGAUUCCAGUCUGCCAAGUGGGUAUUUACAGAAACAAUAUACGAUCAAGCUGGAUAUAGCAAGGAAGUUUAUGAUUCAAAUGGAAAUGUCGACACCAAUUUGUCUAAGCUAGUUCCUAAAGGCUGGCAAUGGUGUCUAGCUUAUUUUGCAUCUGCCGGUGUUAUUGUUGGCUAUGAUGCUUCAGGACACAUUGCUGAAGAAACCAAGGAUGCUUCAAAUAAAGCUGCUAGAGGAAUUUUCUUUUCCGCCCUUACAUCUUCCGUCGUUGCUUUUAGUCUUACCAUCCUCUUUUUGUUCUGCUGCCCUCCGUUGGAUACCUUCAACAACAUUAUGUACAAUACCGCUUCACCUCAACCAUUUGUCAACUUUUACUCCUAUGUAUUGGGACGUGGUGGUCAUGUCGUUAUGAAUGUGAUUAUUAUCUUUGAAUUGUUCUUAAAUGCUGUAAUUGGUGUCUUGGCUUGUAGUCGUUUGGUUUUCGGUGUCGCUCGGGAUGGCGUCUUGCCUUUUUCAGGUUGGAUAAGCCAGGUUAGUAAAGGAGGACAACCGAAAAAUGCUAUUACUGUGAUUUUCAUUGUUUCGGCUUUGCUUCUUUGUACCAUCUUGCCCAGUUCCGUUGCAUUCUCUUCCCUUGUUUCCGCUGCUGGUGCACCUAGCUUUGCUUGCUAUGCUCUUUUAGCUUUUGGUCGCCUGUUCAUUACCCGUGAUAAAUUUCCAAAAGGCAAGUGGUCUUUAGGAGUCUUUAGCAAACCUUUCAUGGUGGUUUCACUUCUUUAUAAUACGUUUGUAUUCAUUAUCAACAUUUCCCCUUAUUCUUAUCCUGUCACUGGUUCUAACUUUAAUUAUGCCAUUGUCAUUACCGGAGCCGUCUCUAUAUUUGCAGUUAUAUGCACUCUAGUAAUUCCACGUUCUCGAUGGAUUGCUAAUCGCUAUCGAUAUGAUCCAAAUUUUUCUUCAAACAAAAUUAAAAAUUAAUUGCUUACGUUCAACAGUUGAUGCAAAGUUUAUACCAAUGUUUAAUUUGUCUUCUUUAUAUUUCCUGUGGUAUCAAAGUGAAAGCAUGAGCUCUGAAGUUUGUGAACUUUGUUUGAUAUCUAAACAGUGUCUUAAAUUCUUCUUUUCCCUUUUUUUGGUGCUUAUGAUGAGUAAUAAAAUCCUUUUUUGGAAUUGCUAAUAGUUGUUUUUAAUAAAAAUUGGUUAUCAUUAUGAGAUAUUGGAGACUUGG
This is a messenger RNA of Schizosaccharomyces octosporus yFS286, 2273 nucleotides long. RefSeq names its product thiamine transporter Thi9. Gene Ontology annotation, biological process: transmembrane transport; amino acid transport. Gene Ontology annotation, cellular component: membrane. The record is from RefSeq and is a predicted model, not a curated record. Gene Ontology annotation, molecular function: transmembrane transporter activity. The transcript has a single exon. NCBI's taxonomy places the organism in Eukaryota, Fungi, Ascomycota, Schizosaccharomycetes, Schizosaccharomycetales, Schizosaccharomycetaceae. Bases 260 to 2023 code for a protein of 587 amino acids.